AUGCCUUCUCUGUCCCGUUUAUCCUCUCUUGCCGAGAACAUAAAGGACUUGUAUGACUUGUACGGGAAUGCAGGUAAGAGAUUCAAGGCGAUAAAUAACUCGAUGGAUUUUUCGAUGAAAAAAACGCUCUCCUUAUUAACCUGGUUUGUUCUUGCUUCCUGUGUGGUUAUUUUCCCGAUCCGCUGCGAUUUAAGCCAUGGAUACUCGGGGGGAAAGGAAAUCGCUUGCAACAGCUAAGAAAGUAUGUUUUACAUUUCCGUAGACAUAUAUUAAAAAGUAUUUUACAGAGUAAUUAAGAGACUGUUUUGAGUUUAUUGGUAUGGCUGGUGACUGCAGAGCAGGUUAUAGACCGCGAGCGGUCGUCUUUCUUCGAGUCAGAGUCACGCGUGGCGUGUAAAAAAGUAAAAUUAUGCACUAACCGCUCUCCCCUCACGCGUGCCCUCUAUCUACUGAGUCUCCAAGAGAAAUACGAGACUGCUCGCAGUCUAAGCAGGUUAAAGACCCGUGGGAGGGGGGUACUCAACAAAUGUUUAUACUGGGAAGCUCCGCCCCGAGGUCCAACCCCUUACCCUUUUUUUAUACCAUUUUUCACGAAAAAGGUACCCCUUUCGUAUAACUUCUAUUGACAAAUGGUACCCCUUUCACAUACCUUGUUUAGAAAUUUGCAUCCCUUUUAACUGCUGUAAAUGCACUGUCUUUUAAAUAGGAAUCAGUCACAAAAAUAGAACGUUUUCUCGUCUUUAUACGGCCAUAAAAUUCACCUGUUAGUUCUUUUCGGCCCUUUCACGGACCCAAAUGACAGAUUUCCCUACCCUUUUAUAUACUUCAACUAGUGAAAUCCCGACCCUUUGAUAUACCUAAAGCCUGCAAAAGAUAUCCCUUUUGGGCGAAGCCUCCCCGGAUAGUCCAUCAUAGGGAGUCCUCCCUCCUCCGCCCGGGGUUAAAGACGAAACUGGAGUCCAUUACAUGUUUAUCUAAGAGAUUGUUCUCGCUGCGACCACAAAAGUUCGCUUGAGCGUUUUCCACCUGAUCGCUGAGGUCCUUACCCACUAGGUUGCUGAGGAAUCGAGAAUUUAAAAGUGUGAAAAUCUGGCCACAACUGAUUACAAAUCACGUAAACGCAGAACAUCACACUAAUGCCCUAUGAGGACUCAUAGAUAACGAAUAGAAAAUAUAGACAUUAAACAAAAAAUUUGUGAUCUUAAGGACCUUGCCAGUGGCCUGUGAACGCGCAUCUGGCACAUUUCAAAAUAUAAUUAAGCCCUUAGAGCUACUGCAUUAUCCUUUACUUAUACUUAUUCUUGUUUGAUUUAUUGAUUACGAUCAAACAAUGAAACAGACAACAAAACCCCUUAGAUUUGGCCUAAUUUACUUAAUAUAGCAAACGAUGAUGCUCUGCUUUCCUUUGCUAUGACGACGCGUGAGGUUGUGUCUAUGUUGGGGUUCAAUUCUAUCCCUGAUUUAAAUUUCAUUUUCUUUUGCUUCAAACUCAUUAUCAUACAUUACCAUACCCAAAAACAAAAGAAAAUAAAGUUUAAGACAAGGAUAAAAUUGAACUACAACAUAUUCUUCGUGAUUCAUCUUAUGAGUUUUCACGUACGCAUCACCUGUUAGACGACGCCACCACCGUUAUGGCAGCGCGUGCAGAUCUAGAAACUGACUAGACUAAUGGCAAAGCGGCAAACUGAGCACCGAAGCCGCAUUCAGUUCCUUUUUGGGCACUCUGGGGCUCUCAUUUGACAUUGCGUUCACGUUGUUAAAUCUGACCAAAUGCAGAACCUUCGUUUCUGUUGGUCACGUUGUCAAACAAUAAAUAAAUAGGAGAAAAGCAUCUUGACAACGACUGAUCAUCGUAAAAGCGAAGUUAACAACGAGUAGUUUUAAUUAUUAAUUCCGAUUCAGCAUCAGUUUCGACAAUUAAUUAAAACGCAAAAGAAAAUGAAUUCCCACCUGACAACAUUAUUCAUUCAUUUGGCUUUGGUAACUUGAAUCGUUUCACAAAAGUUUAAAAAGAUAUGUUUACAAUAAUAACACUAAAAAACUGAUACCGUUGUGAUUCUGAAUAUAUCAAAAGCCAUAUCUGACAAACUCAAUUACGAAAUGAUGACAGUUGAUUCUUGUCUUUUGGGGGGGAAGGAACACAUGACAUGACUAAAAAUAUAACUAUAAAUUCGGUAAGACUCUGCUGGAAGUGAAAACCAGCGCAGAAGGAAAAAAGAACUUGUCUUGAAGCCUUGGUCGAGAAUAUUUAAGAUCUCGUUUAAUUGAAGACUGUGGUAUUUAUACGGAGUCUUAUCUUUCCAUCAUUUUUCAUAUAAAUAAUUUAUGGUUUAGUUUUGCACCCUUCUAUACUACAUACAGGACACUACUUGACAUCAAGGUGAGUUAAUAGUGCAUGUUUAACAUAUAUAAAUAAUUGAUAGCUAAAGAAAUAGUGGAAUGAACUUUUUGACAAGGUUAAUUUACAACUAGUAGCUAGAAGGGGGAAUAAAAGGGAACACUUUUAAAGGAAAUUUAAAGAGCAAGGUUUUGAUCUUUCGGAAUGUGCCCUCGCUGUUGCUUGAAGGUGAUUCUUUACCAAAAGGAGUCUUGAAUUUUUUCAACCUCAGAUUUAUUCGUAAAAUCUCAUGUUAAUUUGCAGGUUCUCGCCUUAAUAUUAGCCUUCUUUGCAAAGUCCAGUGCAGGUAUUUUUUUAUAUACAAUUAUCUACUUAUGUUUAACUAUGUACAUAUAUAUUUUUUAAAAUCAAUAUCAUUGGGAAAGGAAUUUCAGAUUGGUUAGUUAAAAAAUUAAAGCCUUGGUUGUUUGCAUUAGAGCUGACAAAAAGACAAAUUUAGAACUGUUUGCUGGAAUCAUUUAAGCUUGAUAACUCCUUUCAGCUUUCAUCUCUGUUGAACUUUGUCGUGAAUCAAAUCACUAUGCAGAGAUUAUAAAAGAAAGCUUUCCUGAACUCGCAGGCGCUUUCUUUUUUUUUUUUCAUAUACAGAAGUUAAUGAAGUUUUUGUAGUAGGGUUUGGUCUUGAUGUGUUUUACUGACCCUGAAAAUGAUAUCUGCGUCCCCUUAAAAGAGGUCUUCGCCAAUGGAAGAAUAAAACUGCAGAGGUUCUGCUGUGUAAUUUUCUAGGCAACGGCUUAGUUUCUUUGUAUUAUUAAUAAUACCAUUUCUAUUACUAUUAUUAUAAGAAGAGAAUGAUUCAUGAUAUCACUGAGUGAAUACGUCGGUCCAUGAGUUUAAAAGACAUCAAUGGCGCGGUCAUGGUCAUUAACUCGGCGGAUUUAAAUGCUCUUGAAAAGCGUCGACAAAUUCUCACUUCUUAGGUUUUAUCUUUUUGCAAUUAUUAAAAUAUGGCAUAAUUUCUAGGAUAUACCAGUGAGUAUACCUUCUAUCAUGGACUUGCCAGAUGCAAAAUCUGUUCCUAAAGGUCACAUUUUUCUCCAAAAUAUGACCCUUAAAAAAUAUGCUACCAAGAAAUAAAUUGAACGAUAACGUACAUUUCUCUCAAAUCACAUCUUCUAACAGAUGGUCCCCCUGUUCCUGCUGCUUUGUUUCCUCUAAAUGGUCUACAUGGGACACGUGACAUCAGUGCAAACAAAAACCCACCUGGAAUAGCACACGAUGUACACCUCGCCCCAGGCCCUUAUGGACAUCCUCAAGGCUCGUACCAGUUCUAUGGUAGCUCCACAAGUUACAUUGAGUUUCCAAACAACGAAGGUCUGGACGUAAGAUAUUCAAUAACAGUCCUGGCUAUGGUAAAGAGGGAAAAUGAUAGGGGUCCAAUCUUUCAUUACGCAAGGGCUUCUGGAACCCAUGGAUUUCGGUUUUGGAUCGUAGAGUACUAUGAUAGUGGUAGUGUCUAUGCUAAUAGUCCGAGCUGGACCACAAAACCCCACACGCACAUAGACUCAAACAAAUGGUAUUACGUUGGUAUCUCUUAUGAUUAUUAUUCCGGCGUCGCAAAGAUAUGGGUUAAUGGAACGGCAACGUCCGAGGUGAGAAAAUGGCGACAACGUGUUUCAUAUUUACACCCAAAAGCAAGAUUUAGGUAUAAAUCAGUGAGCGUAGUGUUAUUGUUAGGUACUGUAGAUAGUUAAAUCCAGAGAGAGCAACUUACAAAUAAAGAAUAAAUAAAUGUGCCACACACAUUUUUCAGCUUUGUUCGAUCAAAGAUAAAAUUUCUUAAAGAUGUGCUGUAUCAGACUGUGCAUUAAUGUUACCCCAAAAAAGUAGAGACAAAUUAGUCGGGAUAAUUAUAAUUAGCCUAUUAAGUAAAAGACAGAGAAAUGAAGAAAAUGACAGCACCUUAAUUUGUCUUACGUUUUUUGUUUCCGCACUGAAAUUGUCAAGAGGCAAGAAAAGAACUUAGGUAGUGUUUUUAAAAAAAUAAAUACUUAAUAAAUAUCAAACUUUUCUUCUAAUUUACUGUGAUAUUACAAAGGGUUUUUCUGUACAAAGCAACAUCUCUUACAGAUUUAAUACGUUACACCAUUAGGUAAAUGCUGGCAUAUUUGAGCUGAAUACUCACUAUGAUGUGAAAAUGGGAGCAAUGGAUGGUUUAAGCAAGUACUUCAAAGGACACAUUUGUUGUCUUCAGGUGUACAACAAGGCACUCAGCGAACAAGAAAUAAUUGCAGUCUGGAACAGGACCUUCUGGUUAUCAGGUAGUUCAAGUGCCUCUCCCUUUUUGUCCUUAUCAUCGUCAUUGGCAUCAACAUCUUCAUUCUCAUAAUAUCUUAAUCAGUGUAAAUUUAGGCUAAGGCUAAGGGCGUAGCCCCGUUAAAAAAUAGACAUACACUUAAAGUUGAGACUGCGAUCAAUCAAAAACUAGUAACUUGUCAACGGAGACCUUCAAAAGAACACGUAACCUUGAUGGGUCGACUCCUAUGCCCACAAUACGUUCAUGUGAUACUGGUCAGCAAAUACCCUGUUUUGACAGCUAUCAAUUGACUACAACGUGAAUGUUCAAAAUUAGGUAGCAGGCUCGCGUCAUUUUAGAGGCAAAGGUAAAGGUAAAGGUCGUUAUAAUUAUUUCACGUCGAUAACUAGUAACAGUACUUUUAGUAACUGAAAAACCUGAGGCCGACGGUGGGCUCAAUUUACACCCCGCCGCUCCCCCCCGCUCUCUCUUUAUCAGUGCUCCGUUUGACGGGUAUUUGAUUAGCAAUUAAUGAAUGGGGCUGAGUAUGAUAUGAAGAAUUAAGCAGAUCGAGAAGGGUGUUAAAACAUGCUUACCUGCAUCGAUGUUAAGUUCAUUUCGAUAUUGUACGUUUAGGUUUGUCCAGCUCGCAAAUAUUGUCCAAUUAGCAGAUGUCGCCCUCCAAGUUGUCUUCUUGCUGUUUUUGCCAUGUUUUUAGCUCUAACUUUGCCUAGUUCCAGCUGUAGUUUUUACUCUUGAAACGAGUGAAAUGUUCGCCUUUUUUUGUCACAACCAAAUCAACUGGCUACAUUUUUUACGUCAUUUCCUCGUUAAACACAAAAUUCUUCCAAAUUUGGUCAUCAGUAAUUGGUUGUGGUGAAUUAUCCGUUUGUUUUUAGCCAAUAAGAAUGUUGGAGAAAUAUUUUGAAUCAAUAAUAAGGCUACUUAAAGCUACACGGAAAGGAAAAAAAUCGAAACAAGGAUUUGAGAACACACCUGGGAAUAGAACUAGAAAGCUCCCAAACAGAAGGCGGCGAAAUUAAUACACUCAAUUCCUGGGGUGCUUAAAUAGGGGUGUUUUUUAGCACCCCAGGAUUCCAUGAGCGCCUAUUUCGACGUGGACAACGCGCGGUUUGUUUUGUUUUGUUUUAGUUUUUAUUUUGACUGUCAGAGUUUGGAAAAUUACCACGAAUGUAACCAUGAAUAAUAAAUGCCGAUGAAAAAAUUAGUUUUCCAGUUUUGAUAGCGGCCACCAAAACUCAGAUACGAUUAGAUACGUUUUGAAAGUGGAACAGUUCCAUGAUUUUUGAGGGACCUAAAGUAGCUUGGAGCAAUUAAAGUUUUAAGACUUCAGCAACGCUUUUCAAGUGUUUCAAAUUGUUCCUCUUUGAUGAUUCACUUCUGUACUCAGUCCGCCUGGCAAUGUUUCAAAUUUUUAUUCUUCUAUUUUUCUCUUCAAAGGCAAGAACAGGUAAUGUUGUAAUAAACAUCAUAAGAUCCGGUUACAAGGAGAUUCAGCGUUCAUAUCGCUGAGAAAAUUUCCCUUCAAAAUUUCUUACUAAUUUCUGUUUGAUUAUGGUAAUUAUGGUCAAUGUUGACCCAAAUAACUACUCUUUUUUUUAUAAAUGUUGUUUUUCUGGCCCAGGCUGAAUAUUCGUAUUUUUCUGCCGAUUUAAGGCUGAAAAUAUUCUUGUAAGAGCGUACGGGCCAAUUUCAGUUUUACCUGUUGUUAGUGAAGUGAUUGAGAGAGUUGUAUUCAAGCAUCUCUGUGGGUAUCUAAACGAACAACCUUUUAACGGAAUAACACGAUCAGAGUUAAGGCCAAUAUUUUUCACAGAAACUACUAUAUUAGAGGAAACAAAUGAGUCGAUUGAGACCCUCAAUGGUCUUAACGUUAGCAUGGCUUAAAUCAUGUCUUACUAAGAGAAAAAGAAAACUUUAGUUGAUGGUGAACUUGCUGAUUUAUAUAAGUUAACGAGCGGAAUUCCUCAAGGUUUUAUUCUUGGUCCACUGUUGUUUGUUUUACACAUGAAAGGCCUCCCCUUAUGUCAACUGUACUCAAGGCCCAGAAUGUAUGCGGACGACACCACCUUAAAGUUCGUAGCCGAAGAUGCUGAUAUUUUAUAAGUCAAAAUGAAUUGUGAUCUAAAAAAUGAGACAUGGCUUAAGGUAAAUAAGCUUACUCUCCUACUACAUGUUGAUAGGGAGUUGCCCCAGACUUGAACUACUGUCAGAUAAUUUCACGGUUAAGGAAAUAUUUUUUCGAGCAGAUAGCCUCCCUGUUCCUGUUGCCUUGUAUCCACUCAAUGGUCGAUACGGUACAAAGGAUAUCAGUCUUAACAAAAACCCACCGGGAAUCCCAAGCGGCGUACACCUGGCAUCAGGUCCUGACGGGGAUCCACAAGGUUCUUACCAGUUCUCUGGUAUCUCUACUAGUCACAUAGAGAUUCCCAACAACGGAGGCCUGGACAUAAGCUAUUCAAUAACUGUUCUUCUGUGGGUGAACCGACAAAAUAAUGAAGGGCCAAUGUUUGUCUACGGGCGAAAUGGAUUUCGGUUUUGGAUAGUAGGGAGUAGUGUUUAUGCUAAUGACCAAAGUUGGAGUGUCCAGCCUCGCUCAUCACCAAUUGCUUCAAAUGUCUGGUACUACGUUGGUAUCACUUACAAUUAUUCAUCUGGCAUCGCAAAGGUCUGGGUAAACGGAGAGGCUGAUGAUACCGUAAGUACACCUGUCACCAUGGUAAUCAACUUCGUAAAACAAUUGAAUAUUGAAUAUCAAUUUUUCUAAGUCUGUUAAUAGCAACUUACAUUGUCAAUUUUUUCUUUUGAUAGCUGCUCUGUAUUUUUCCUGUUGGAAAAAGUAUACAAGUGUGUCCAUGAAAUUAGGUGAUUACGAUUGGUUAGCAAUGACCAUGCACAGACUCAGCUCCACCUCACCCUUAUCCUACCACAAAAAAGAUUUACAUCACACUAACAUUAGGGCUAUAUGAGGUUGCAGCGACGGAAGAAUUCAAGGUUUUGUGGACAAAGCCUUGAAAAAAAUCCCGUUUUAGCUUUCUUCUUACAAAAUUUUCUUAAGCGGUCAGCUCUAGUCUAUCAGCAGCUUCGCACUUGGAGAGGAGGCUUGGAGCGACUCAAAAAUGGCCAAUUGACACCAUGGAAAACUGAUUUAAUCGAGAUGUAUCUGCAGCAACUUUUAAAGCAUUUUUAAAAAAAGGCGUUGCCGUCUCAUUUCAGUGGAAAGCCUGCAGUUUUUAUGAACAACAUUUUCUUUUUUGUCAGGAAACUGUGGGCAGUAAUAGGCUGUAUGAGUCGCAUUCUAAUAUGCGAAUGGCAGCCAAGGAUGAUGGCGAUACAAGGUACUUGAAAGGCCGCAUCUGUUGUCUUCAAGUGUACAACAAAUCUCUUACCAAACUUGAAAUCAUCGCAGUACAGAACAGAACCUUUCAAGAGGAAGGUAGGUCCCGUUAUAGAUCUUUUAGACUUAGACUUAGUAUUGGUGUUCACAAAGAACAGGGAGGGGCACCCAACGACUGUUUUCUGCAAAACAACUGUUCAGAGAAACAAAUAUUGCCUAGAAUUUUAUAUUACUUGAAGACGGCUAAACAUUUCUAGAUGACCGUUCCAUUCACUUACAAUUUUUCCAAGUUUAUCUUAUAAAUUCCCUACGAUUUUCUGAAGUUUAAUUUUCACGUUUUAUUUCCUAAGUUAGUGUGAUGGCGAGAAGAAUAAGAAAAUGUCUCAUUUUCGUAAAACGUCAAAUUUCAUCUAUAAUUUUCGGAAAAAUAAUACUCAAGCCCUUGUAAUUUCGAAAAGACUCAAGUUCCCCUAGGAUGACCGAACAGAUACAAAUUUUCUUGCGCCUCUUAGAAUGCAUUUAUAGAUGUCUAAAAGUGCUCUGGAUAGUCUAAAAAGUGUUUUUAAUGUAUUUAAGAGGAAACCAUCGUUGAGAGCCCCUGAAAGAACUGGAGUCUAUCGAGAGAUAGAGAGAGUAGAGAGAGGAAAUCGUUUCUUGGAUUUCAAGCUUCCUCCCCCCACCCCCCACCAUUUACUUUUUUGAAGGGAGACGGGGGGGAGGGUAGAAUUCGAAAACAUUUUCAAGCAAGGGGUAUGACACAAAAUAUUUGUGAGUGUGAAAAAUCUAAAGGUGCACUUAGGGGAUGGGAGAUUAAAUAGAGACUAUCGCUUCAUUAAUUUUUGGUAGCUUAAACCGGAUAGUGUGUGUGUGUGUGGGAGGGGGGGGAGAGCUUACUAGAAGGGGAACAGUGGUGACGUACAACGAGACUGUCAGACUUUGUUUCUUCCAAAGCAGAGCCUCCAUAUUUUGAGUAACUGACUAAAAUGUUUAGCUUCCCUAAUAAUUGCGGAGAACAAUGUGAUGCGAAGUUCAUUUAUCCACAUUUUUUCAGUUGCAGACGCCGCUGAAACCUCUGUCUUUACUCUUUUCCUAUUAAUUCUUCCUGCUCAACAACAACCAGAUGCUGACAUUCUUACCACUGUCACAGCCUCUACAGUCAUGGAGUGUUUACUACGCUGUGCUCAAACAACCAAGUGCGAGUCCGCGAGUAUUGAAGUAAUGAACGGAAAUAGUCGAUCAUCUACCCGAAGUUAUUGCUUCCUAUAUCGUUCACCAUUCAAGAAGAGUUUUAAAACUGCCAACGGAAACCAUUUUCAGGGAAAAAAGUCUUAUAACAAGAAGAUGCUGGCUCGCUAAAGGAACUGUUUUUAAACUCACAUAAUUUUAACUUACUGCGCUUACGAUACUGCGCUCUGUGAUACGCCCCCUCUUUUUAAAGGCCCUAAAUUUCAUAUUUAAAAUUCACUAACUUUUCUCAAAUACCCGUCCCCGUCCCCUCAAAAAACAUAAUUUGAUUUGCUACUCUAAUCAGUCACUGAAAUAGCGCAAACAAAUUUUUUUGAAAAGAACUGCAUUUUAAAAUGAUUGCCGUAAAAUUCCGAAAAUAAGCCCCGGGGCUUAUAUUUUUCAAAGGCCUUUUUUGAGGAGCUUAUCUACGGAGCGAAAUUUGCGUUUCAAAAUCGAUUGGGCUAGCCUUAUAGUUGGAAGUAAGAUGACGUUUUUGCUUUGUUUUACUUUGUAUUUGAAAGCAAUUUUCCAAGUACAAGCCCCGGCGGGGGGAUUAUUUGUGGACCAGUUUGGGGGGAUUAUAUUUGGAGGGGCUUAUUUUCGGAAUUUUACGGUAUCUGAAGAGUGCAAAAUCUCAAAGCUUCGGUGGAAGAUAUUGUGGCUACCCUAUACAGCAGUUUUAUUAUCAUUUACUGAGUUUUUCAGUGAUAUUCCCUGCUUAGUCUUGGUAUCGGUAUACUACAUCUAUCCGCUCCCAACCAACCUGAUCAGUAAAUUUAAAAGUUUGCUGAUAUGCUGUAGCAGAGUACAUCUCAAAACACGUUCAGGACAAGCUCCAAUAUUCCAUUUUCAAUAUUCGUCAGAGAAAGACAGCAUAUACCGGAUAACUUUUACGCCGGCACGAAAACCAUACUGGAUAGGGCAUCUGUUCACACAUAGGAACGGUGAUUUUGGCGAGAUUUCUGUAACGGAGCGAAUCUUCACCACGCAAAUCUCGAAAGUGAAGCGUCACAUAUCGGAUAGGUUCUGUACAACACUUUAGUGCAGUGUGAAUAGGUAUUUGAGCCGUAGCUGAAGUGAAUAAGUAUCAGGGGUGAGGACUGGAAUUUAGUUCACCAAACCCUCUCGGCCAACCGCCCCUUCACGACGUUCGAUGUGUGUAAACGCUGGACUUGUUCCAGGUAGUCUAGCUUUUCGUUUUUGAACAGCAAUGGCACAGCUACCCAGUAUAGUGUGAAUAUAGCCUAAACAUUGGUUCUUUCAAAGACCAAAUACUGCAUUAGUAAAGCUUUUUAAAAUGCUUGCUGUGAUUUGACGUGAAACUGCUUGUAGACCCACAACUUGUUUCACUUGUCUUGUUUCUAGAUAAACCUGAGACGCUUGAUAUAAAACAAAUAUUGAUCAGCGACCGACAUGAAAAUGCAACGUAAGGAAAAAUCUUCAGGUGUAAUUUGAACGAAAAAGGCUUUAAAAGUUCCCACAUUUUUCAUGGCUAGUAACGUAUCUUUUGACUAAAACGAUUGGAGAAAAGGUAGAUUGUGAAAUCUAAUAAAGGUUGACCUUCGGCCUCAUGGGCCAUUGACUCAGAUUCCAUUCGGGCUCGAGGAAUAAUUGUUAAAUAUAAGCUAUAUAGAUAUGUGCCCGGCUGCCCCAUCGGGUAGGGUCUUUGCGCCGUUUGAGUCUGAAAACGGGUAUACACUUUGCCCAUUUUGGUCUGGAAUCGAGUAUGGCUUUCGAGAGAACUACGGGAGCGUAUGAACGUAUUUAUCGUUUCAAUUCCAAAUGAAUAAGAAAGAAAGAGAAAUAUGCGAAUUCGAAAUGGAUUUGAAGAGUUUUUUUGUUUGCGCUCUAAUCUAAGUAAUGAUAUCAUACUGUUCUUGCCCAAAGGCUAGCUCUGAAAACGGGUAUGGAUUUUAGAGGUCUGGUCUGAAAACAGGUGUGGAAAACUACAUUCUUUGCUUUGAAAUAAGGUCAGGAUUUGGAGAACCGAGCGGCACACCCCCACCAAGAAUUCCCAGGAGUACCCCUCCCCGGGCUUAUCGUAUCAUCACUACUGUCACUGGACAUUUUUGAAGCGAUCGCAGUGCAUGGUCGCUGUCAUGGAAACCAUUUUUACUAGUCUGCUAGUUUCAGACAAGCUUAUUAGCUUUUUUAAACAAAGAAUUAAAAAUUAGUAGGUCCUACUUGCUUUUCCGAAGGCUUUUUUAGUUGCAUUAAUUAAUCCCAUUGCGCGCAUUCGUUUUGAAUUCUUUUCAGCAGAUUGUUCCUUGGCAAACUGGAAAGUACAUACACGACAACGUUUUAGAUAGGUCUUGCUUCCAGUCAACGUGUGCAUAUACAUGUACAUUAUUUAACAGCCAAUCAGAUUACGAGAUUUUUGCAGCCAAAAUAAAGAGUUUUUAUCACACUUCAGGGGCGGAUCCAGGAUUUUCUUUAGGAGGGGGUGCACUCGUCUCUUCCAAUAAAUCACAUACUUUUUUUUGCAGAAUACCAGUUGUAUUAAAAAACCGCAGGUCAUCUCAGGGGGGGGGUGCGCACCUCCUGCACCCUCCCCCUAGAUCCGCCCCUUUCACUUGAGGUGGAUUUACACUGCCACGUAAUUUUUACGUGUACGCAUGUAAGUUGUACGCGACAUUGUACAAUGUUGCACUUCUGAGUGGUGAUGUUGCAACUGAUCGCAAGCCACUUGCAGGAAUACAAGGUUACCUUUAAUAAUUCAGCAUGCAUGCUUAAUAUUCCUUUUAAAACCGAUCCAAACAGUUAAUAACAACCAAUCAAAAAAUCGUUUUAAAUGUACAACAAUUUCACUCCCUGUCGGGUACCUUCUUUAUAAUGUGGAUAAGACAAUGACAAAGAAAAUAAAUUAACAUAUGUACUGAAUAUCAAAAUAACUUUUGAAAUACUUUCUAAACCUUUCCGUCGUGCGAGGUGUUAAGUUUGAAAAGUUGGCGGUUACGUAACAAAUUCACCUCGAUAAAACAUGUUGCACUUUUGUGCUGUGAAGUACUCUGUUCGGUUCUUGGAGGUAGGUAUCUCACCUUUCCCUCGACUUUCAAAUUCUUGUUGGUACGGGUAAUCUAGAGUUUUCUCCUUCGUACCUUUUCAGGUAUUAUUGCUGGCACUGCAGCCUAUGACAGGUAAUAUAUUAUGAGCAGAAGAGACAGCGAGCGGAGAGGCGUUUGAACAAUUCAAACUCAUCUUUGGUCCGACACAAAUACUCUGAGAAAAGAGUCACUUAAUUCAAUGAGAACCAAGUGUCGCUUUUAUUGGUGCACAUUGCACCAGAGUUAAAAGCACUUUAGAAAUACUUUCAAUUUGGCCCUAAACGAGUCUCUUAAAAACGGUGCUCAAUCGCAUAAGAAGGUAAUCCUUUAACGGGCUUAAUGUAGUAGAUUGGCAGCUUAGUAAAGGGCUUAACGUCCUUAUAAAUGUUUCACUAGAGUAAUAGCUUGCUGAUUGCCUUGCGACCCUGCUAUCAGUCUAAACGAAAUAAUCUCUUUUACACUUCGGUUCAGUUGUUUUGCUGUUAAGCAAAGGCUUUUUUGAGUGACAAACGUCAAUCGGAAGAGAGGCCGUUUACCCUUCAAUAUAUCUUGACGCUGCCAAUUUGUAAUGAUUAGUGUCUUUGCUGUUUUUAGAACGACUUUCCCAAAAACUUAGGCCAAACCACUGCCAAAGUUUGCCAUGCGUUGCCCAAGCUUAAACUAUCUUGUUAACCCCAUACACAUCAUUUUUGGUAACUAAAAUAGAAUAUUCAUUUGUAGUGUCGGAAGGACGUCUGAAUUAAGUCUUGUGCUCAUUAAAAGAAGGCGGUUUCUCAUCCUUUCACCGCUGUUUAUAAAAAUUUUUUACGAAAGAAAGAUUACCACUAACAACAGGAAAAAAAGCGGUAGACAUAGCCGUGGCCCAAUUUUGGCAGGAAAGAGUAAUUUAGGAGUUUUAUCCGCUUUUGAUGUUCUGGGUAAUAACAGAACUUAAAGGUUGCUUAAAUUGGAUAAUUUCUCGCAAAAGAUGGCUUGGUCAAAAAGCGAGAUUGAGGGAGAGGGAAAAAACAUCAAAUGAAGAGUUCCAGUGAAACUUGUGCAUAAUUAAUAUCCGAAGGUAACUUACAAUUUUCUUACAAUUUUCAAAACAAAACAUUAGGUAACCAAAAAAAAAAACAGAACUAUCUUCAAUUAUAGAUUACCUUCAGUACCCGCAAUGUGUGUGUUUUCGUAUCCCAGCAGUGUUUAAUUUGUGGAGCGAAUAGACCCUUGAUUAGAUCGCGAGUGUCACUGUUAUGUGUUCUCUGAACAGAUGGUCUCCCUGUUCCUGCUGCUUUGUAUCCACUCAAUGGUCUACACGGAACACGUGACAUCAGUGCAAACAAAAACUCACCGGGAAUACCAAGCGGUGUCCACCUCGCACCGGGCCCCUAUGGAAACCCCCAAGGCUCAUAUCAGUUCUCUGGUAGCUCUACCAGUUACAUCGAGAUACCCAACAACGGAGGCCUGGACACAAGAUAUUCUAUAACAAUUCUCGCCUGGGUGAAUCGUGAAAACAAUCAGGGUCCUAUCUUUAAUUAUAAUACACAACGUCCAAUAGAAUUCCACUUUUGGAUCUGGAUGGGUUCAGGAAACGCCUAUGCUUCUAAUCCCCAUUGGAUCUCUACUACUCACUCACCAAUGGCUCCAUAUACAUGGUACUACAUUGGUAUUACUUACGAUUAUUCGUCAGGGAUCGCACAAGUGUGGUUAAAUGGAGAAGCCAAGUCUAAGGUGAUAAGCAAAAAGAUCUAAAAGAAUACUGGGUCUGUUUACUUCAUCAUUACAGACCACGGGCAUCACUCUAGAGAACAGCUUUUUAUGAAUGUUCAUAUGUAAGCAAACAAUUUUUCUUAAAUACAAAUAAGCAAAAUCGGGCAGAGACCUUGAGAACGUCACAUGACCUGACUUGGGAAGCAAACAAACCAGCUGAGGUUUAUUCCCCACCCGUAUGAAUCCACUUUAAUUGAAAAUAUUUUAUUCUCAAGAUUCACCUUCAUUUGUCACGUAUUUGAGCAAAACGUCCACAGAUAAUGCACCCUGCGCCGAAGCAGAGCCGGGUAUGAAUCUGUUGGCAAAGGGAAAAGACCUCAAUAUAGCAACGGCAUUUCCAUGAACCAAGUAGUAAACAACAUCGUUCAUAGGAAACGAAAACUACCGGGAAACGGUAAUUGUGUUUCCACUUUCGUUAAAUUAAUAUCGUUCCUAGGAAACGAAAACUACCGGGAAACCGGUAAUUGUGUUCCCACCAUUGUUAAAUUAAUAUAGUUUCUUCUUCUUCUUUUUCUUCAGUCUUAUAACCUAAAAGCCAAUUUUUCUCCUGAGAAGGGUAUGCUUCUGGACCCCCUAGUUUGCUCACGCUUUCGCGUUCGGUCGAAACUUAAACUGAAAAAACAGGUUGCAGUAAAUUUACUACCAAAAUUCUACUUUUUCUAUUCACCGAUAACCUCCCACACUAGUAAAAAACAGCAAAUAUAAGCAGACCCAAUGAGGAGACGACGUGCAAACGUUUUGGAAUGUUUUUGUACCUCGAAAUUUAUUUUUUUUGUUAAUGCCACUGGGUCAGUCUUCAAAGAAUACUUUUUAACUAUACCACUUAUACCUUUGAACUUGCCGGUGGACCUGCACCGUUCUAAACCUCUUAUUUCAUUGGUCUCCUUUGCUUUAAUCUGCACUUUCAUUGUUUUCAGGGAUAGGGGCAUUGUUAUGUCACAAUCCCUAUUUUUUUCCCAGCCAAUCACAAACAAUCUUUCAAAUAGGCGCAGAUACUUGCUAUCUAACAGAGAUUGAUACGAAAGGGGUUUAGUGGAGAAUUGAGGCUUGACGAAAACAGGUUCAAGCCUACAUAAAAAAGCGAUUUAGUAUUACUAAAAUUUAAAAAGUCGUUCUUUCUUUAGAGGAACACGUCAAUUAAUUAUUACUUUCCAAUUUUAGGUUACUGUUAGUGACCCUGGUUCUUUUGAGAUUACAACUCGAUCGGACGUUCGAAUGGGAGCGUUGCAAAACGACCAUAGGUACUUCAAAGGUCGCGUCUGUUGUCUUCAGGUGUACAACACAGCACUUAAUGAACAAGAAAUCAUUGCAAUGCAAAACAGGACUUUUUGGUUUUGGCAUCGAGGUAAGCACAAGAUGAUUUGGAUUAUCUUCAUAACAUCAUCAUCCGCGCCCAGUGGGGCAAAGGGCGCGAAAAAAAGUCCUCUUUUAGAACUCUCCUCAUUCAUACUUCGAAUCAUUUUGUUUUCAAUUACUAACUGAAACAAUUGUUUUUUUUUUUUCUAUUAACAGAUCAAUCGAUCUUUGGAAAUGUCCAAUCAGUCGUCGGUGCCAGAGAAAGCAACCUGGUUAAAACAUACAAAGCCUCUACAGUAGUGCAAUGUUUAUUACGCUGUUCACGCAUCACUGAGUGUAAAUCCGCCGCCAUUGAAGAGAUUAGCAACAGUCGAUCAUCUACAGGCUACUGCCAGCUUUACCGAGCACUAUUUAAAACGAGUAUAGGAGAUGGCGUCUAUUUUCAAAACAAACAGUAUUAUAACAUAAAGAAGAAGGUUGUCUAA
Molecule: messenger RNA, 15796 nt
Organism: Porites lobata
Lineage: Eukaryota; Metazoa; Cnidaria; Anthozoa; Scleractinia; Poritidae
Source: the annotation of a GenBank genome assembly